CUCCCAGAGUGAAGUUAAAGCGCGAGGCGAGCGCUGCGCUCCGGAGUCUCUCCGCGGACACUCGGACUGAACUUUACGAAGGGACUCUCUUAUCAAACCAGCAGCACGCCAGCUCCACUCCAGCGGACACGGGACACGUUACGUAUGGCUCGCCAAGAAGCGCGAGUUGUUGGAUAAAUAAGCGCGGGACCGACGGAACGCGCCCGGUGCGUCCUUCGCCUCCGGAGCGCCGCCGAUGCGCUCGAGCUGAGCCUGCGGAGAGAGAGAGAGAGAGAGAGACGGACACCAGCAGAGAGGAGAGACCAGACAGCGUCCCGUCACACACCCCGGCUUGAAGGGGUGAAUGUAGGCAGCAACAUGAAGCUCUGCCUCCCUCUACUGCUGCCCCUCCUCUUCUAUCAACACUUGUGGUCCCCUUCAUUGGCUGACUCAUGUCCGAAGGACUGUACCUGCCAAAUCCAGGACUCCAUAUUCUGCUUUAGCCGCAAAGACCCUAAAAUGCCCAGCGAAGUACCCAUGACGACUAAGAAUCUCUAUGUAUUCAAGAAUGGCAUUAAGUCCCUUUCCCAAGAGGACUUUCUUGAGAUGGAAAGCCUAGAGAUGCUGGAUUUAAGCCAGAAUAAGUUGACCGAAUUGCCAGGUGGUGUGUUUGAACCCCUGUCCUCUCUCCACAACCUGGACUUGUCGGCAAACCAGAUCGUACACAUAUCCAAGGACAGCUUUGCUGGACUGGAGCGUCUAGAGAGGUUAUACCUUUACAGCAACCUCAUAGAGAGCAUCCAUCCUGCAGCUUUCGAUGGCCUUCAGCAGCUGCUGGAGCUCAAGCUGCAAGGUAACAAACUGACAAUAAUGCCUGCCCUGAAUAUGCCCCAUUUGCUUCUGCUAGACUUACGGUUCAACAGCAUCCCGUCGCCAGGGCCAAAUGACCUCCAGACACCCAGGCUGGAGUCACUGAAACUGGGUGGGCUUGGGCUUAUCAGUCUAGAUGAGGAGCUCUUGGGAAGCUUCAAGAACCUCCAUGAGCUUGACAUCUCCAACAACCAGUUAACAAGUUUUCCAGGGGUACUACGGGAGGCAAGGGGCUUGGUUUCUCUGAGCUUGGCUGGAAAUCCCAUGGGACCUGUGAAGUGGGAGGACUUUGAGAAACUCUCAGAGCUUCAGGAGCUGGAUAUCAGUAAUCUGAGCUUGCAAGGCUUGCCGGAGACCUUAACUCAGCUCUUUCCUCACCUACAAAGACUGACCGUUGCGGAAAACCCUUUCAACUGCCUUUGCAAUAUGGCUUGGUUUCCUGGUUGGCUGCGAAUUAAACAAAUUCAGUUGGGUAGGACGGAAGAGACGCGAUGCCACUUUCCUCCUCUCAAUUCCGGGAAGGUGCUGGAGAGGCUCUCGAACCGAGAAUUUGGAUGUCCGAUUACCACAACUGUCACAACUCGGACAGUAAAGACCACUGCAGUACCUCCUGCCCCGGUCACAAAUUUACCAAGUACCACUCAUGCAGUACUCCUUGCCAAACCUAGUGAUUACCCCUUUACGGAAAGCGACAAUAACCCGCCACCUCCCACCCCAAGUUCUACUAUUGACCCAGACCUAAGAUCAACCUUCUGUCCGCCCAAUAUUUGCCUUAAUGGAGGAACAUGCUGGCUGGACAACAAAGGACGUUUGGAGUGCAUUUGUCUACCAGGAACAUCGGGGACAUACUGUGAAAAAGAGGAAGACCCCUUGCCCCACGAGGACCAUACAGAUGACCCUACCGUACCAGAACCUGAAAUAACAGCAACACUGGUAACUAGCUCCUCGAUACUCUUAGACAUUCACCGGUACAUCGAAAUGCGUCCCCAUAUCCGUGGCGUAAAGUUAACUUACAAGAACCUUUCUGGCCCGGAUAAACGUGCCAAGCACCUCAACAUUCCGCCCAGUUACCCGGAAUACACAAUCCGUGGACUUCAGCCAAACUCUACGUUUUCUGUAUGUGCCAGUCCAUUGGGUGAGCCUGGGGAUAUGGACAGAGUAUGCAUAGAAACCCAGACAUUCAGCCAGCAGCUAACUCCCACUGGAGCACGACUGGAGGACCCAAAGCUCACUACAAUGCUCAUCCCUGCAGUUGCCAUCCUGCUUCUGCUAGUCCUAGUAGCCGUGGCUGUUGGGGUAGCCUGCUACAUGCACAAAAAGAAAUCAAAGGGACACCUGGACUUAGAAUGCGAUCCGUCACAGCUGGAGCUGGAUGGUCUGGAAAAUGGGGAGCUACCCCAAAAGCAAGAGAUUAUCUCCUGUCCAUCAACAACACAGAAUGGUGGCUUUGACUGUGAAAUGCCCCUCAUGCAGGAUCACUGUACCGCUAACAACAACAAGAACAGUUUGAAACCCUCAUAUUUCUGACAAUAACAAAAGGUUUGUGACUUGCUUGCACGCUAAAGCAUGAACAAUACAGCCUUAUAAGGCACCGCCAUGGACGGUGAGAUCAGCCACCAGGUUCUUUGUAAAGAGACGGCGACGUUUAUGCGAAUCCUGGUGCAAUCCUGUAAGGGCAUUUCUGUCAAAGUGACAUCCUGUGCCUUUUAUCAUCUGAAAGACUUUACAUGCCAAACUUUCAACCAAAGAUUUUGGUGCAUUUUAAAAUAGCUGCCAAUUGUACAAAGGGCAUAUGGCUGACUGAAAAAAAUUUGGUGACAUUUUGAUGUGUAGCACCUGUGUGCAACUCUUAGGAGCUGCACUAACUGUGAACCGUAAGCCCUACAUGUGAGUGGGUAAUUGAAGAUUUGGAUUUAAGCAGUGAGGCUGACUGUUAAGAUGCUUUGUCUAACGGAUACAAAUAUAAAGCAAAGAAACAAUGAAUAACUUUUUUGUAAAUGUUUUUGUACAAAUAUGUGACUGUUACCAGGCGGCUGCUCUUCCCCCAUAUCUCAUGACUUAAAAAGCAGACAAAACACCAGAUUAAAAACUUUGGAGAUUAAAAUUUACUUGUACCACCAAGUGAAUCAAAGGCUUUAGUUCGGAAAUGUCAGACAGUCUAAGCAGUUGAAAGUAUAUCCAGCCUUGAAACUAAAUCCCUCCGUGUUUCAGCCCCUAUCCCCCCUUUGCCCUCAGAAAAAUAGACUAAAAUACGGGUGAACAGUAAGAUGGCUGAUUCAAAAGCAGAUUAGUAUUCAUUGUGCUCUGUCGUAAACACCAAUUAGGCUUGAAAAAUAUCACUGAAAGCUACAAACUGGUGGGGUCUUUUAAAUUAUUUAUUUAUAUACAUAAAAAGGGGUCUUUUUCUAGACCAGUCUGCAAAAUUAGCCUUUGCACUAGCUACUUGGCAGAGAUUUCUAAUCGCUUGCAGCCAACACCAUUUUGCCUGACAUCAAAAACACUAAUGCAUAUGUUUGGAUAGCUUUUAAUAUUAGCGGUCUACCAUAUUCAAACCAGUGAACAAACACACUCCAACUCCCGACUAUCUAGAAGUCAUUGAUGACUGUCGAGUUUAAGAAAUUUAAGAAUCUUUAUGUUUACCAAAAACUGCCAAACAGGGAAGAGACAGUGGGAAGCUGUGCCGAUUGACCUCUGUGAGGAAAUGUGUUACUAUUUUAGCACUUGUUCUGUAACCUGUCAAAUGAGGUUUCCAAAAAAAAAAAAAAAAAAAAAAAAAAAAAGUAAGAAAUUGUUUUAGUGCAUAUGAAACCUUCUGCUUAAAAGGAGGAGGAAAUUGAAAAUAUUUUUGUUGUUGUUGUUGUUGUUGGACUAUCCAAACUGGAAAAAAGCAGUAGUAUCUCAGCAGUAUGAAGUAUUGAAAAUAUUUGUGAAUAUUUUUGAUAAGAUCUGCCUCUAAUUUUCCCUGUUUAAUUUGGGAAGUUCUUUUUUAUACUUUUUUUUGUCUACGUGGAGAUGUGUGUAUAUGUAUGAUAUGUAUUUUCAAAAAGCAAAAAGAAAAGAAAAUUAAAAAAUAAAUAAACUACA
Molecule: messenger RNA, 3933 nt
Organism: Puntigrus tetrazona (Sumatra barb)
Lineage: Eukaryota; Metazoa; Chordata; Actinopteri; Cypriniformes; Cyprinidae
Gene: vasnb
Product: vasorin b
Exons: 3
Coding region: 358-2376 (672 amino acids)
Molecular function (GO): protein binding
Source: RefSeq, a predicted model, not a curated record